AACAGAACAAGUUUUAGCAGUGAGCAACUCGAGAUUAUGGAGGCAGCAUUUAAUGCGAAUACUUAUCCUGAUCAGGAUGAACGGGAACGAAUUGCUGUAAAAACAAGCCUUAGUGAAGAUAAGAUAAUGACAUGGUUUAGUAAUCGACGAGCACGUUGCCGGAAAAAUUUCGCCUUUACAAGUGCCAGUUCACUUCUGAUUCAGAAUAUUGCUCCCAUGUCUGUUUUGCCUCGGUCAUCCAUACGACAGCCUGCAACUGUGCCGUUAUUUUCAUCACAAAUGAAUUUAUUCCCAUAUCCUGUUAGUCCGACAUCACCAGUGAAGUUUCAAGACUCAUCAAUGGCACCGAUUCUUUUUUAUCCACAUUAUGCAUCUAUAUGA
This is a messenger RNA of Loa loa (African eye worm), 381 nucleotides long. RefSeq lists its product as hypothetical. Lineage: Eukaryota; Metazoa; Nematoda; Chromadorea; Rhabditida; Onchocercidae. Gene Ontology annotation, cellular component: nucleus. Gene Ontology annotation, biological process: regulation of DNA-templated transcription. The record is from RefSeq and is a predicted model, not a curated record. The transcript is spliced from 3 exons. Gene Ontology annotation, molecular function: transcription cis-regulatory region binding. Bases 37 to 381 code for a protein of 114 amino acids.